This is a messenger RNA of Rhodotorula graminis WP1, 1524 nucleotides long. RefSeq lists its product as uncharacterized. Gene Ontology annotation, molecular function: transmembrane transporter activity. The coding region runs from base 1 to 1368 and encodes 455 amino acids. Lineage: Eukaryota; Fungi; Basidiomycota; Microbotryomycetes; Sporidiobolales; Sporidiobolaceae. The record is from RefSeq and is a predicted model, not a curated record. Gene Ontology annotation, biological process: transmembrane transport. The transcript is spliced from 7 exons.
AUGCGCGCCUUGUCAGUGCUCUCGAACGAGCUGGGGCUACACCACAUCCGCGACUCGCACUCGCCUCGCGACGUCGCCCUCAUCAUCUCGUCUCGCUUCGUCCGACUUCUCGGCUUUGGCGCCGUCGCCCCAAUCCUCCUCAUCCACCUGCGCGCACUCGACAUCCCGGAGCGCGCGGUCGGCUUCUUCCUCACGGCAACCCUCCUCGGCGAUGUCGUCCUGUCUUUGUGCGUCACGCAGUCGGCCGACGCUGUUGGCCGACGCAGAAUGCUGGCGGUCGGGUCCACCCUCAUGUGCGCGUCCGGCAUCGCCUUCUACCUCUCGUCGACUUUCACGGUCCUCCUCGUCGCGGCAAUCGUGGGCGUCAUCUCGACGACGGGCAACGAGACGGGGCCGUUCGCGGCGCUUGAGGAGGCAAUGCUCUGUCAGCUCACCGAGCAAGACGGGCGAGUCUCGCUCCUUUCAUGGUACCAGGUCGUCGGCUACGCCGGCAUGGGGACAGGCAGCGUCCUCACGAGCAUCAUCGUGUCGAGCCUCACUCGAGCGGGCCAACCUGCCGCCGUCGCCUACAAGGCCAUCUUCCUCCUGUACGCCAUCGCGGCCGCCGUCAAGAUCGUGCUGUCACUCGCGUUGAGCGCACACGCCGAGCUCGACCAUCCGCCUGCACCGCCCAAGGCGUCGUCGGCCCCGCCGACCGGGGGCGACCGCGAGCGGCAACCGCUUCUGCAGCACCAAACGGCCGGCUCGACCGCCUCGGCCGUCCUCGACCCGCCAGAAGAUGUCGCCCCUGUGCCUGCACGCGUCCCGAUCGCCCGCCUCACCAUCCUCUGCGCCAUCUUCUCGCUCGACGCGUUUGCCUCGUCCCUCGGGCCGGGCUCCUUCAUCGCCUACUUCCUGCGCGAGACGUUCGCCGCUCCUGUCGCCCUCAUCGCGUCCAUCUUCUCGGUCACGUCGGUCGUGACCUGCGUGUCGCAGCUCGCGGCGCCCUCGAUCGCUAAGCGGCUCGGUAUCGUCACGACUAUGGUCACGACCCAUAUCCCGGCGCAGCUCUUCACGAUCGCGCUCGGGCUCGCGCCAACCUUGCCACUCGCCCUCACCUUCCUUCUCGCCCGGGCCUGCAUCGCCUCGAUGGACGCCUCGGUUCGAGGCGCUUUCCUCGCUGCCGUCGUGCCCAAAGCGUCUCGCACCAAGUUCCUCGGCAUCGUGAACGUCUGCAAGACCCUCGCCUCAACCCCGGGCCCGACGCUCUCGCUCGGCCUCGCCAGCCUCGGGCACAUGCGCCUCGCCAUCAUGCUCAUGGGCGGGAUCAAGAUCAUCUACGACAUCGUCCUCCUCGCCCUCUUCAAGAGCGCGCCUCUCGAGCACUAGAUAGAUGAGGCGGCGGCGAAAUCAGUUGACGAGAGGAGAGCCGCCGUCCGUCCGAUCGGUCCGAGGAGACGGACAGAAGACCUCGUCCCGCACGCACCGCUUGCUCGGCGUCCUGCCCGCCUUCUCGGCCGCCUCGUCGUCUUCUCCGCUCCUCGG